AUGUCGGGUGGCUUAGAAGCCGCCGCCGCCGAAAGCGGCGGCAACGCCACGUCAGACGGCUCCGCGAAGAACACGGCCGCGAAUGGCGCAGCAGCAGUCGUGACAGACGCGAUAGCCGGCGCGAAAGACGCUGGCGGCGAGGCGCUCAAGUGGCGCAUCGACGUGGAGGAUUACGAGUCGGAGGACGGCAGCAGCGUCGUCGGUAGCGUGCUCGAGAGCCUGCCAGCCAGCAUCCCGGAAUACCCGGCGGGAGGUGCGCGGGAGGGGGAGGAGGACGAUGACGACAAGAACGACGACGAGAUCUCGUUUAUUGGCGGCAUGCGCCCUCCCGUCGUUGGCUCCGCGGGUCUUCCGCCGCAGAAUCCUGUCCUGAUGGAGCGGUCCGCCAAGCCCGCGCCGCCCGCGCCGCCCGCGCCCGCAACAACAGCCGCGCGGGAGCCGCUGGGAAUGGCGCGCGCGCAGUCCAUGGCCCCGCCCGCCGCGGCCAGCAUGGUUUCCGCGGAAGACUUGAGCACUGCUCAGGCGGAAGUUGGACGGCUGUUCGCGGCGCUGAAAGAGGCGCGCGGAAGGCGCGCUGAUGCGCCAGCGGAGCAGGAGAUCAAGGCGGCGGAGGUCGCGCGUCUGCAAGCGGCGCUGAAGGACGCGCGCGCAAAGGUUGCGCAGAUAGACGCUGUGCGCCCGAAGCAACCCGCGGGCAGUCAGGGUAGAGCGCCAGCGGCGGCGGUGGCGGGGGCGGGAGUGGCGGGCGCUGGGGGAAUGGGGAUGGCGCGAAGCAUGUCGGAGAUGCCGCCGCGCGCCAGCCUGAUGACGUCACCCGCACAUCCCGCAGCGGGGGGGGCUGGCGGAGCGCCAGCUACCACUUCCCCCGUGCAUCCUUCCGCCACCCCCUUGCGCCCCGCCACCGCCGGCUCACGCGGAGUGGCGCUUUCCGCGAGUCAGCCGGGGGAGAUCCGCCGGACGGUGUCGUUUGCGCCUGCGCCCACCGCGCCAAGCGCCGGUGGCGGAAGCCCCCCCGUUGCGCUGCAGCAAGCCGCGUCGCUCCAGUCCCGCCCGAGCCCCGCCCCCGCCGCACCCGCGCGGCCUGCUUACGUGCCGCCUCCGUCUUCCGCCAUGAUUGCUCCUCCCGCCGCCGCGCCCAGCGCCUCCGCCGGCGCUCGCAGCGUUGGGUACGAUAAGGAGGAGGAUAAGGAAGACUCGCUGUCGGGCAUUGGAUGGGCGACGCAGACACGUGGCAGCCUCGUGUCGUCCGACGACAUCCCGUCGCACGCGUCGCACGCGGCGUCUCAGGCGACCCCUCCCCCUGGCGGAAUUGGUUCCCCCUGGCGCACGCAAAGCUCCCCCUACCGUUUCUACAAGGGCCCCGGGGAAGGCGCAGGCGCAGUCCCUGGCGCAAGCGGCGGGUACGGCGGAAGCUCCGCCGGGUAUGGCGGGGCCGCGCCGCGCAGAUCGGCUUACGCGGAGUCGGAUAUGGGCGACGCGGUUUCAAUCGCGUCCAGCCAGAUCGCUUGGCGCUCCCAGUCCUCGGAUCCGCGCCGGCAACACCCGAGCCUGAGCCGCAGGCUCGGGAACCUCCCGGGGCUGGCGGCGGAAGGCGCAAUGGUGCCGGACGUGGCGGCGACGAUCGCGGCGGGCAACGCGGCGGGAGGCGCGGCGGAUAACAGCGACGCGCAGUCCGUGGCGGCUUCGGAAGUUUCGAUCCAGCCCGGGCCGAACAACGCGCUGAUGCUCGUUCCAACGGUCAAGCCCACCCCGCAGCCGCAAUCGGCGCCGCCGAAGCCGGCGGGGAACGCGGAGGGGUCGAUCGACCUGCAGGUGUUCAGCAAGCUGCUGGCGGAGACGCGCACGGAGAGCGACGCGAUCGCGAAGCUGAAGCAGCAGAACAAGCUGCUGCAGAGCUGGUACGCGGAGGCCAAGGCGUGGGCGGACGAGAAGAGCCUGCGCGCGUGGGAGGCGACGUCGAUGGCGGACGACGCGGAGGACGUGGCGGCGGUGAAGCACCGCAUGCUGAAAGAGCUCGACGGGAAGCUCGGCGCGCUCAAGGAACGGCUGGCUGGAAUGACGAUGCUCGAGCAGGAGAACCGCGUGUUGCGGCAGCGCAUCCAGGCCAUGGCGUCCGUGAAAGGCCCCAACCAGCUGCUCGAGCAGCUCAAAAACGCGCCGCGCAUCGACGUGAACGCCCUGCGGUCCAGGGGCCAGGACAUGGACGCGUUAGCGCGGUGGAUCAACGAGAUGAAGGAGGAGGGCGGGCAGGUGGAGCGACUCAAGAAGCUCAACAAGCUGCUGCAGGGAUGGUACGCGGAUGCCAACUCGCGCGCGGAGGAUGCGCUGCAGCGGGAGAAAGAGGAGUUCAUCCGCGCCAAGGCGGCGGAAGAGCUCGCUGCCGCGGGCGACCUGCUGAUUCUCGAAAUGGAGGCGAAGUUCAGCGAAAUGCGUAUGAAACUGGCCGCCCGUCAGAUGCUGGAGCAGGAGAACAGGGAGCUGCACCAGAAGAUCGUGGCGCUGUCUGCAGGCAAGGCGGGCAGCAUGUCGGUGCACAAGCAGGAGGAGAUGCUGAUGGAGUGCGUCCGACAGAAUCUAGGGUUCAGCCGCGGGCGGCCGGUGAUGGCGUGCAUGGUGUACAAGGCGAUGGUGCAUUGGAGCAUGAUCGAGGUUGAGCGGAUGAACACGUUCGACAAGCUCAUGGAGCACAUGCAGGCCGUGUGCAAGGCGGACAACAACGAUUUGAGAUGCUACUGGCUCUCAAACACCGUGCAUCUGCACUUCCUGAACACCCGCGGACCGAGCCGCAUGGACAAUACGGUGGCCAAGUCGCAGCUGGGCGUGCAGAUCGAGAAGCUGUAUGUGGUGACUCGUGACGCCAUGAAGCACCGCAUCUCACUGUUGCUCAACGACCUGCUGCAGCCCCCGCCUGUGAAUGUGGAGGAGCCAGGCUACGACUUCCCCGACUCUGGGUCUGCGAUCAGCGGCGCGUCUACCGUGUCGGUGCACAAGCUGGUGCCGACUCCAGGGAACGUGCGGCGGCAGAUGACCAUGUUCUGGGAGGGGCUGAUGGGGGCUUUAAGGUGCUUCGUGGACGAGUGCCGCGGGAACUACGUGCCGCCGCUGCUGGUCAGGGAGUUCAUGUCGCAGCUGCUGCAAUACGUGGACGUCAAGCUGUUCAACAGCGUGAUGAUGCACUGCCCGUGGGUGCCGUGCACAUUCACGAACGGCGAAACGAUGGAGGCGGGGAUGAGCGAUUUGGAGGAUUGGCUGGGGAAUGUGGACGAAUGGCUGGACGCCACGCUGGUGGACACCAUCAGCCUCACGUCGUCGCUCAUUGAGAACAUCAAGCACAUUCGGCAAACUGUUGGGUUCCUGCUGGACGAGAACAAGCCAGGCCGCAAGCUGCAGCACAUUCAGCGCAUGUGCCCGGACCUGAGCGUGACCCAGCUGGCGCACAUCUGCACGUGGUUCGAGGACGAUAAGGACGGGUCGCCGGGGGUGGAUCCAGCGGUGAUUGAGCAGAUGUGGGCAUUGAUGACGGAAGAUGCUCCCUUCCUGCUCAAGGAGGACAAGAGCUGCCCAUUCCAAACGGAUGAGGUGUCGCGCUCCAUGAAGGAGUUUGUGCUGGACGACAUCGAUCCGCCCGCUGCUCUCCGCAACGAGCCGGCCUUCUACUUCCUCAUCCCUGCGCAGCAGCGCCAGCAGGAGCAGCUGCAGGCGGCUGGGCUUGUUGCUGCUGGUGGCGGUUCCGUUGCUGGUGGCGGUUCCACUUAUGGUGGUGGCAGUGUCUCUGGGGAUCCCCGUAGGAGACUUGCUAUGUAG
Molecule: messenger RNA, 3804 nt
Organism: Closterium sp. NIES-65
Lineage: Eukaryota; Viridiplantae; Streptophyta; Zygnematophyceae; Desmidiales; Closteriaceae
Source: the annotation of a GenBank genome assembly